AUGAAGUUGACAAAACAACAACAGGCAUAUUUGGAAAACAUUUGGACCGAUGUUACAAAGGCAGCCUCAUUUGCUGGUCCUUAUAAACUUUAUCAGAUCGUGAAAAAAGAGGGGAAACAUAAGAUCGGCUUGAAAGCCAUAAAACAAUUUCUAUCAGACUUGGAAUCGUAUUCUCUACAAAAGAGGGUUCGUAGAAAGUUUCCUCGAAGGCACAUUUUGACAGAUUCUAUUGAUUCGAUAUGGGAUGGAGAUUUACAAGAUGUAAGAAACAUAUCCAAGGAAAACGAUGGGGUUCAGUACAUUCUGGUGUUACAAGAUAUCUUUUCUCGGUUUUUAUUUACGGCUCCCUUAAAACAAAAGACAGCCACUAACGUGAUAGAUGCCUUAAAAGUCAUAUUUGCCAAAGGGAGAAAGCCAAAAGUGCUGAGAACCGAUAAGGGUAGCGAAUUUAAGAAUAGAUGGGUUUCUGCAUUUUUGAAAAAAGAAAGCGUACAUCAAAUAUUUACGGAAAAUGAAACAAAAAGUAACUUUGCAGAGAGAAGCAUACAGAAUUUAGAAAACAGAUUACACAGAAUGUUUGCUCAUAAGCAAUCUUACAAAUAUCUGAACGAAUUACCAUUUAUCACAGAGAGCAUUAACAAUACACCGUCUCGACCUUUGGGAGGAUUUGCACCUGCAAACGUCACUGAAAAUAACGAAGACGAAGUUCGAUAUAGUGCUUAUUUACACAGAACUAAAAAUGAUAAGAAAACACAAGGUCCCAUGAACGUCAAGUCUUCAACUACCAAAUAUUCAAAAGAGAAAUCAUACAAGUUUAAGAUUAACGAUAAAGUGCGGAUAACACAUUUGCGCCGAUUGUUUCAAAGAGAAUACGAUCAAAAGUGGACAGGAGAAAUAUUCAAAGUCAGCAGUAGAUUCCGCAGUCAAGACAUUCCCGUUUACAAACUCAACGAUUUUGCAGACGAAUCCAUAUCCGGUACUUUUUACUCUCAAGAACUGCAGAAAGUUAACAAGGACAACGAUUCCAUUUGGAAAAUCGAUAAAAUUUUAAAAGAACGAAAGAGAAAGGGGGUAGCUGAAGUACUGGUAUCCUGGCACCAAUGGCCAGCCAAAUUUAAUUCCUGGAUCAAGAAGUCAGACCUGCAAGAGGUAUAA
Saccostrea echinata is the source of this 1155-nucleotide messenger RNA. RefSeq lists its product as uncharacterized. Lineage: Eukaryota; Metazoa; Mollusca; Bivalvia; Ostreida; Ostreidae. Bases 1 to 1155 code for a protein of 384 amino acids. The transcript has a single exon. Gene Ontology annotation, biological process: DNA integration. Gene Ontology annotation, molecular function: nucleic acid binding. The record is from RefSeq and is a predicted model, not a curated record.